ACUUGCCUCUAAAACUAUAUGUCUAUUGAUGACUUACAAAGAUAUAAAAUAAAGUAUGUUUACAAAAUGUUAGCUUAAAUAUCUGUUAGCCAAAGUAAUACUUUUACACUCAUUUAAAAAUAUUUAAAAACUGGUCAAAUAUAUACACAAAGGACAUAAUCAACCUGCCCUUUCAAAAUUAUAAGAGAGUGAUCCUUGAAUUCCUGCAUACCAAAAUAAUCCAAGUAAGUGUUGGACUAUGGGGCAUAAGAGGCUACUUCUCUUAUCUCUGGAUUUUAGCAAAACAUGUGACUGCUCAGACACAAUAUUAAUAAGCCUUAACUUCCUAACUGGAUUUUUACAUCUACCAAUUUCAAACCAGAUGUAAUGUCUCUUCAUAGGGCAACUAAAGUGUUCCUUCAGUCUAAACUACUCAUUCAACCCAAUCAAACUCCCCUAACUAGUUGUUGGCAUUUAUCUAUGUGUUCAUCUUCAUAGAAUUCCCAUAUUUGGGUAGUAAUCUGGACAGGAAAAGUUAGUGAAUCACACAUUGGAGGAACAAAUGUUGAAUUAAAUAAUAACUUUCAGGUUAAAAUAACUAAUCAUUUAUUGAAUACUUACUAUAUGGCAGGCAUUGUGUUAAGUGGUUUAUUAUUAACCCUAUAUUAUGGAUACAGAAAGUAAAGCAAAGAGUAUCUAAGUAACUUUGUCCAGGGUCACAUGGUUAGUGAAUGGCAAGGUUAGGAUUCCAAUUCUUUAAAAUAGUUAUAUCUAAUCUUAUUCAACUGUUUUCAAUUUGGCAAACAUUUUAGUAAAUUUUUCGAGAAUUUCAUCAGAUGGAAUCCUUUAGAUGUAAGCUUAUCUAAUGACAUUGAUACAAAUUAUAGAUUUUCUGAAAGAACCUUGAGUAUCAUCUGGUCCAGGUAUUUGUUUUGCUUUGCUUUAAGAUGUGUUCCAUAGAUCUCUAGAAGUUUCAUAGAAAAUAUGGACAUGGGGCAUAAGGUUUAAGAGGCAUGAAAAAUAUUAAUGAGUAAGUUUAAAAAGCACUGCUCUUUAUCAAUGGUGUCUCAUUAUAGAUCAUGCAGUUUCUUUCUAAAGAUUAAAGGAGUUUGUGAUUUCCCCAGCUACCUCUGGCUGUGGCUUAAAAACCCUACCACAACUUCUUCCCCAUAUCACCAAUAGGAUACCUAAAAGAGAUUAAGCACUUUCCUGUCACAAUUAAGAAUUUAUAUCACACCGAAACAAAAGAAUUUAUAUCAUACCACCUAGGUGUUUUAAUGUAAUCAGUGAAAACAUUGCCUUUCAGCUCUGAAUGACUUGGGCAAGAUUUUUAACCAUGAACGAAGAACAAAGGAUUUUCUAACAUACCUUUUAUUUUCUCUAAAUGCAGACUUUAUCUUACUGGUUUGUUGCUCAUUAAAUAGGUUCUGUGUUCUCUACCCAACACUUUAAAAUAAAGAUUUUUACAUAAAGUUAUAGAACUUAACAUUUGGGCCAAAAUUCUGAAUGUGUCAAAGCCAUUUUAUCUCAUACCCUAAACCCUAACCCCUAGCCCCAAACCCAUAACCACUAACCCUAACCCUCUGGAGAGGUCUCUGAACUCGAAAAUACCAGGCACAUACACUAACCCUAAACUGUGGUCUGAGAAAGUGACUUAUUGAACACAUGCUAUGAAAAACUGAGAAACAGCCUAAUUAUCCUGGAGAACACCCCAAACAUUCAAGAAUUGGUAGUAUUACUGAAAAUGGGUGUGAAGGUAGAGAUAAAAACAGAAAAAUCAACUGAAUAUCUAAUUAAAGAGUAUUUAGAGUCGCAAAUACCUUGCUUGCCUCAACUAGGUAGAUGGUUGCCAUGUUUAUUCUCAUCCCAGAGAGCAUGGAGUUUAUUCUCAGGAGAAAUCUUUGAGCUGCAGCAUAUCAGGCACAUACCCUAAACCCUGACUGCUAAACCCUAAACCCUACCCCCAACUUUAACCCUAAACCUAACACUAACCCUGACCCAAUGCUAACCCUCACCAAAACCCUAAAGCUAACCCUAACCCUAACCCUUAACAGCACACCCUAGCCCUCUGAAGACGUCUCUGAACUGAAAAUACCAGUCACAUACCCUAACCUAACUUAAAACAAACCCUAAACCUAACUCUAACCCCAACCCUUAUACUUACCCCAGCAAAAGUCGGAUUUUGUCCUCUGGUGAUGUCUCUGACCUGGAAAAUACCAGGCACAUACCUUAACCCCAACCUUAACCCUUAACCACUAAUCCCUAAACCUAAUCCCUAAAAUUGACCCUAAAUGUAACCCUAACACUCUGGAGAUGUCUCUGAACAACGAAAUACCAGGCACAUACCCUAACCAUAACACUAAGCCUAAGCCCAGAAGAAGUCUGGGGUUAUAUUCUCUGGUGAGUUCUUGAACAGCAAAAUUCCAGGCACAUACCCUAACCCUAACCCUAACCCUUGAUCUGGCUUACUGAACACAUGAUAAGAAAAGUUGAGAAGCAGCCUAGUUUUCCUAGAGAUGACCCCAAACAUUUAAGAAUUGGUAGUAUUGGGGCACUUAGGUGGCUCAGUUGGUUAAGCAUCUGACUCUUGAUUUUGGCUCAGGUCAUGGUCUCAGGGUUGUGAGAUUGAGCCCUGUGUUGGGCUCCACACUGGGCAUGAAGCCUGCUUAAGAUUCUCUCUGUCCCUCUCCCCUCCCUUCCUCCCUCAUUCUCUCUUUCUCUGUCUCUCUAAAAAAAAGAAGAACUGGUAGUAUUUCUGAAAAUGGGUGUGAAAGUAGAGAUAAAAACAGAAAAAUCAAUUAAAUAUCUAUUUAAAGAGUAUUUAGAGUCCCAAUUGAAUUCGAGUUGGAAGAGGCGAGUCUGGUCUCAAAAUGGAGGGCCAUGAUGCAAAGGAACCAGAGCAGUUGAGAAAACUGUUUAUUGGUGGUUUGAGCUUUGAAACUACAGAUGAUAGUUUAAGAGAACAUUUUGAAAAAUGGGGUACACUUACAGAUUGUGUAGUGAUGAGAGACCCCCAAACAAAACGUUCCAGGGGUUUUGGUUUUGUAACUUAUUCUUGUGUUGAAGAGGUGGAUGCAGCAAUGUGUGCCCAACCACACAAGGUUGAUGGGUGUGUAGUGGAACCAAAGAGAGCUGUUUGUAGAGAGGAUUCUGUAAAGCCUGGUGCCCAUCUAACGGUGAAGAAAAUUUUUGUUGGUGGUAUUAAAGAAGAUACAGAAGAAUGUAAUUUGAGAGACUACUUUGAAAAGUAUGGCAAGAUUGAAACCAUAGAAGUUAUGGAAGACAGGCAGAGUGGAAAAAAGAGACAAUUUGCUUUUGUAACUUUUGAUGAUCAUGAUACAUUUGAUAAACUUGUUGUUCAGAAAUACCACACUAUUAAUGGGCAUAAUUGUGAAGUGAAAAAGACCCUUUCUAAACAAGAAAUGCAGUCCGCUGGAUCACAAAGAGGUCGUGGAGGUGGAUCUGGCAACUUCAUGGGUCGCGGAGGAAACUUUGGAGGUGGUGGUAACUUUGGCCAUGGUGGAAACUUCAGUGGAAGAGGAGGCUAUGGUGGUGGAAGUGGUGGCAGCAGAGGUAGUUAUGGAGGAGGUGAUGGUGGAUAUAAUGGAUUUGGAGGUGAUGGUGGCAACUCUGGUGGUGGUCCUGGUUAUAGUAGUAGAGGAGGCUAUGGUGGUGGUGGACCAGGAUAUGGAAACCAAGGAGGCGGAUAUGGAGGUGGUGGUGGAGGAUAUGAUGGUUACAAUGAAGGAGGAAAUUUUGGGGGUGGUAACUAUGGUGGUGGUGGGAACUAUAAUGAUUUUGGAAAUUAUAGUGGACAACAGCAAUCAAAUUAUGGACCCAUGAAGGGGGGCAGUUUUGGUGGAAGGAGCUCAGGCAGUCCCUAUGGUGGUGGCUAUGGAUCUGGUGGUGGAAGUGGUGGAUAUGGUAGCAGAAGGUUCUAAAAAAAAAAUCAGAAGGAAAGGGCUACAGUUCUUAGCAGGAGAGAGAGCAAGGAGUUGUCAGGAAAGCUGCAGGUUACUUUGAGACAGUUGUCCCAAAUGCAUUAGAGGAACUGUAAAAAUCUGCCACAGAAGGAACGAUGAUCCAUAGUCAGAAAAUUUACUGCAGCUUAAACAGGAAACCCGUCUUGUUCAGGACCAUCAUAGCCACAGUUUGCAAAAAGUGCAGCUAUUGAUUAAUGCAAUGUAGUGUCAAUUAGAUGUACAUUCCUGAGGUCUUUUAUCUGUUGUAGCUUUGUCUUUUUCUUUUUCUUUUCAUUACUUCAGGUAUAUUGCCCUGUAAAUUGUGGUAGUGGUACCAGAAAUAAAAAAUUAAGGAAUUUUUAACUUUUCAAUAUUUGUGUAGUUCAGUUUUUCUACAUUUUAGUACAGAAACUUUAACAAAAUGCAGUUUUGAAGGUGUUUCCUUGUGAGUUAACAAGUAAAGAAGAUCAUUGUUAAUUACUAUUUUGUAUGAAUUUUGCUAAAGUUAACUGUAAAGAAACACCUGCUGACUUGCAGUUUAAGGGGAAUCUAUUCUCCGCAUUUCCAAACCAUGAAAUGAAUGGGCUCUGACAUGUGGAGAGAAUAGAUAUUUGUAUGUUUGCAAUGUGUGUUUUAGAUAAAUAGAAUUGGGUAUUUAAAUUAGCAUAUUUGUGAAUUUAAUAGCAUUAAGAUUUACCUUCAAAUGAAAAAAUCUCAAAAUUCAAAAAAAAAAAAAAAGAGUAUUUAGAGUCCCAAAUACCCUCCUUGCUUCAGCUUGAUAGAUGGUUGCCAUGUUUAUUCUCAUCCCAGCAGAAGUAUGGGGUUUUAUUCUUAGGAAAGGUCUCUGAAUGGCAGGAUACCUGGCACAUACCCUAACCUUAAUCCAUAACCCAUAACACCUAACUGUAAUCCCUAACCCUAAAACUAACCCUAACCUUCUGAAGAGGUCUCUGAAUGGCAAAAUACCAGGGACAUACCCAAGCCCUAACCUAACCCCUAAUUCCUAACCCCUAACCUUAACCCUAACUCCAGCAGAAGUCUGGGAUUUUAUUCUCUGGAGGGGUUUCUGAACGGCAAAAUACAAGGCACAUACCCUAACCAUAAGAACAACAACAACAACAAAAACAUUUUAUCUAUGUGGAAAAGAAAAAAGAGAUUAUACCUUUCUCUGAAUUUUCAGACCUUUUUCAAACUCUCUUAGAACUAUCAUAAAGACUAUCAUAAAAACUGAUUAAUUUUUUAAAAUUCAACAAAACUAUUAGAUGGGAGAAAACAGUGUUUAAGAGUUUGGGUUUUGGAGUAGACAGUCCUGGACCUGCUACAUGAGAAGAGUAAAUAGAUCAUUAGCUCUUGUCUAGCUGAGUGUACUUGAACAAGUCAGCUUCUCUGAGCCUCAAUUUCCUCACCUGUGAAACAAGAGGGUUAACAGAACCUACCUCAUGGGAUCAUCUUCACUGUGAGGAUUAAAUAAAACAACUACAUAAAACACUAUAGUUGUUAACAUAGUAAACGCUCAAUAAAUGUCAGAUAUUGUGACUAUUAUUAUUUUUCAUAUUUAGAAACUUAGAUCACAAACAUAAAGAGAAAAAGUUGUUUUUGUGAAUGACCACAUCCUGUCCUUGCCAGCUAUAUAUACUUAAGAGGUGGUAAUUCUUCAGUCAGGCUAGGGAAUUUACAUCCUAAAAUUUUCUGUGAUGGCACUUUAAAUCAGUAUAUUAUAAACAGGGAAAAAAAACCUCAGUUUUCCUGUAAAACUUGACUGCAUUUCCCCCACAUCUCAGUGUUUUGCCUUUCCUUUUGCCAAGGGCGAUCCACCCUUCCUGCUGUAUCUAUAAUCAGACUCCAUUCUUCUUCCUGUCUCCCACCCAUAAUCAUGUUUCUACUUACUAGCCCCAGUUCUGAUUGGAUCGUUAGUUUGACUUCCGUUACAAAAGAAACACAACUGCCAAGGUUGGGAGCCUCUUCCCACAGCUUUUCACUCCCUGACAUCACAAAAGAACAACAGUAACCAUCAUUUCCUCUGUUGUGCCCAUUGCCAGGGAAAGGAAAAUUUGCCCCCAAAAUUAGGAUUAUGCCCAGGGCUUCUGGGACUUUAAUAUUGUUAGAAAUGACAGAUCAGAGCAGCUGUAAGGUGAAAAGUACCCUUUACUUUCUUCUACAGACUGAGGCAAAAGCAUAAAUAAAUAAAUAAACAAACAAAUAAAUCCAUCCAACAGAUGAGAUAUGCUGAUGGCUUGCACUUGGGUAGCUAGCAACUAACAGUUUUGGACAGAUAGUAAGCAUCAAAUAAAUAUUGAAUGAAUGAAUGAUGUAAAAGCCAUGGCAAAUGAAAGAACGAAACUUAUUUGGAGAUAUUUAUAAGUAAAACUGACAAGAAUUAGUGUUGAAUUCAAUUUGGGAGCAAAGCAGAAGGAUUAUCCUCAAGUUUCUAAUUUGGGCAACUCAUUAGAUAGUGUCUUGUCUGCUCAGGCUGCCAUAACAAAAUACCAGAGACUUGGUGGCUUAAACAACAGAUAUUUAUCUUCUCAAAGUUCUACAGGUUGGAUGUUCAAGAUCAAGGUGCCAGCAUGGUCAGGUUCUGGUAAGACCUCUCUUCCUAGCUUAUAGAUCAUUGCUUUCUCAGUGUCCUUGCAUGGUGGGCAGAGAGAAGAGGAGGAGAGGAGAGAGAAAGCUUCCUGGUCUCUUCUUUUAAGGGCCUUAAUCCCAUCAUUAGGUCCCCAUCCUCAUGACCUCAUAUAAACCUAAUUACUUCCCAAAGGCCUUGCCUCCAAAUACUAUCACAUUGAAGGGUUUCAAAAUAUGAUUCUGGGAGAAUACAAUUCAGUCCAUAGCAGAUAGUAGUGUCAUUCACAGGAUUAGGAGCCCUACAGAAAGAGUAGGUUGGUGAGUGGAGUAAAGAAAAAUGAAGGAAUCCAGUUUGGGGCAUGUUGAGAUUGAAGUGUCUAAAGCCUGGAUUUCCCACAAGACACUGCAUCAACCAUAGCCCUCUCAAGAAGUGGCUACCUUUUCUUCCUCAUUCUUCUCACCAUUGAGCCUGGAAACAAGGUAUGUAUCCUUUAGGUAUCCUUGCUCCUCAUUCUUGUGUCCAGACCAUUCUACUUCCCCCAUACAAAGAAAUAUC
Messenger RNA from Mirounga angustirostris (Northern elephant seal), 7062 nucleotides. Its product is annotated as heterogeneous nuclear ribonucleoprotein A3. The record is from RefSeq and is a predicted model, not a curated record. Gene Ontology annotation, molecular function: mRNA 3'-UTR binding. Gene Ontology annotation, cellular component: catalytic step 2 spliceosome. Gene Ontology annotation, biological process: mRNA splicing, via spliceosome. NCBI's taxonomy places the organism in Eukaryota, Metazoa, Chordata, Mammalia, Carnivora, Phocidae. Bases 2850 to 3920 code for a protein of 356 amino acids. The transcript has a single exon.